Molecule: messenger RNA, 354 nt
Organism: Laccaria bicolor S238N-H82
Lineage: Eukaryota; Fungi; Basidiomycota; Agaricomycetes; Agaricales; Hydnangiaceae
Exons: 2
Coding region: 1-354 (117 amino acids)
Source: RefSeq, a predicted model, not a curated record
AUGCACGCAUUCAGCUUUACUCGCCCAUUCGCUCUCGUCCUCGCUCUCAUCUGUCUCGCAAUCGCGGCGCCCACCUCGGACGUUCACGCAGACCCAGUUUCUGCCGCUGUCGUUCACGCCGUGGGCAAUGUCCCUGAUAGUGCUGUUAUCAAGGACGCAAUCGCGACCCAUUUGCCCGCAGCCACCUCGUCCACCGACAAAACAGGUGGUUCGACGCUGAAGCCCGACUCUUCGGAAAUUUCGAGUCUAUGUACCUUCAUCAUCAUCGCCAAUUCUAACACAUACACCACAACUCCCGUCAUCACCCACACUCUCGUUCAAUUCGUUCUCGCGAUGGUGAACCUCAUUCCGUGA